Messenger RNA from Mya arenaria, 840 nucleotides. RefSeq lists its product as uncharacterized. The record is from RefSeq and is a predicted model, not a curated record. Lineage: Eukaryota; Metazoa; Mollusca; Bivalvia; Myida; Myidae. The coding region runs from base 1 to 840 and encodes 279 amino acids. The transcript has a single exon.
AUGGUUAGAGAUGUUGGUGGUGCUAGUGUUACGGUAAGAGAUGCUGGUGCUGCUAGUGUUACUGUUAGAUAUGCUGGUGCUGCAAGUUUUAUGGUUAGAGAUGCUGGUGCUGUUAGUGUUAGGGUACGAGAUGCUGGUGCUGCAAGUGUUACGGCUAGAGAUGCUGGUGCUGCUAGUGUUACGGUAAGAGAUGCUGGUGCUGCUAGUGUUACGGUUAGAGAUGCUGGUGUUGCAACUGUUUCGGUUAGAGAUGCUUGUGCUACUAGUGUUAUGGUAAGAGAUGCUGGUGCUGCUUGUGUUACAGUAAGAGAUGCUGGUGCUGCAACUAUUUCGGUAAGAGAUGCUGGUUCUGCUAGUGUUAUGGUAAGAAAUGCUGGUGCUGCAAGUGUUACGGUAAGAGAUGCUGGUUCUGCUAGUGUUACGGUUGAAGAUGCUGGUGCUGCUAGUGUUACAGUUAGAAAUGCUUGUGCUGCUAGUGUUACUGUUAGAGAUGCUGGUGCUGCUAGUGUUACAGUUAGAGAUGCUUGUGCUGCUAGUUCUAUGGUUAAAGAUGCUGGUGUUGCUAGUGUUACAGUAAGAGAUGCUGGUGCUGCUAGUGUUACGGUUCAAGAUGCUGGUGCUGCUAGUGUUACAGUUAGAGAUGCUUGUGCUGCUAGUUCUAUGGUUAAAGAUGCUGAUGUUGCUAGUGUUACAGUAAGAGAUGCUGGUGCUGCUAGUGUUACGGUUAAAGAUGCUGGUGCUGCUAGGGUAAUGGUUAGAGAUGCUGGUGCUGCUUGUGUUACGGUUAGAGAUGCUGGUGCUGCAAGUGUUCCAGUUAAGAUGCUGGUGCUGCUAGUGUAA